Molecule: messenger RNA, 2351 nt
Organism: Ceraceosorus bombacis
Lineage: Eukaryota; Fungi; Basidiomycota; Exobasidiomycetes; Ceraceosorales; Ceraceosoraceae
Source: the annotation of a GenBank genome assembly
AUGCGUGUCGAAGAGGAUGAUUUGAUCUGGGACGCUCCCUCUGGGGCAAGCAGCGCUACUAUCACGGGUGCGAAUGCAUUUCCAACGGCAUACUCCAUGUCGGCCAUGGGUGGCUCGUACACAUUUCAGCAUCAACAGAUGCAGCCCAACAAUCACAGCUCGAGUCUUGGGGUCCAACCUGGUGCGCUCCUCUCGAGCAUACAUGAGCAUCACCACGCCACUUUCAGCCCACCUUCAGACUUUCACUCUAGCGCCAACUCCAAUGGCUUCCACCCAACGCACUUCCCCAUCGCCUUCUCUGCUCCCUCUGCGUUCAAAAGCGAGGUUCAACUAGGUCAAGACAUAUUUUCUCCUUCUUCGUACAAUUCUUUCCAAGACGGUAUACCGUUCAAUGGAGGAUCGUCUGUGAUGCACAAGACUUCUCCUGACCAUGCUGCCGGCAGCCCGGGCACCGACGGCGACCCUGGUAUUGUGGCUGAGGACGCUGAAGAGAACUUUGCUGCCAACGAAGGCGAAGAUGAGGAGGAGAUGAAGAAGCGCAAGCCACACAAGUGUGAAACUUGCGGUGCCUGCUUUGCGAGGUGAGAGCCGCGAAACUACUGGCUCAAUGAAGAAAUGGCUCACUGACAAUCUGACUGACCUUGCCGGCUUUCUCCAUUGCUUCCACUUCCGACCUUCAGGAAAGUGCAUCUUCAACGACACUCGUUGCGGCAUUUCACGUGCAAGCCGUAUGUCUGUGAAAUGUGUGGCAAGGUGAGUGCGAGCUCUGCGGCCCCCCGCAUCGAGUGCACAGUCGAGCUCACUUCCAUCUAUCACUUGAAACGCAGUGUUUCAGCAGACAAGAUUCUCUGGUGCGCCAUCAUCGGCUGCUUCACGAGCGCGACUCGCGCAGCAAAGGUGUGGGCGCAAAGGGCUCAGGAUCCGUGAUCCGAAACAGGUCUCCCAAGGGUGAGCAAGCCACUCGUACAAUGACGGCGUAGACGUUUGUUCACGCUCUGAUACCAUUGUCGACCAACUACCUUUUAGCCUGUCUCAGAUGCUCGCAGCUCAAGACACGAUGCGACGGCAACGAGCCCUGCGCAAGAUGCAUCUCACACGGUCUUGGUGCGCCUGGAGACUGCGUUUACAGACCCACGGCUGCGCAGCGGAGUCGCAGCGCUUCAAAUCGCGGCAUGGGAGCGUCCUCAUUUGCUGCAGAAAAGACGCUCGAAGAUGUCGAGAGCGACGACGAUGGCGCUGGACCCUCUGCACAGGAACCGCAACGCGGACGGCCCUUGUCCAGAUUUGGCAACCACUUGAAAAAGACUAGUCCAGCUUCGAAUGCCGGAAGCAAUGGCAGCGCGAGUGCAGUCAGCUUGAACGAAGGUGGCGCGAGUGUCUUCAGUGCAAGCUACGACGAUGCUGCUCAUGCUCCCCUCAGUCCUCAUAGCUGGGCGUCCACGUCCAGCAUGGGCAACCACUUUGCUACGAUGCACUUGCACCAACCACAUCCGCCUAUCAUGCACCAGCAUGGCCCUCACGGUUUCCAACAUCAGAGGUCUAUGUCGCAACAGGCUACGCCUUCACAGGCACCGUUUGCAAGGUCCAAUUCGUUUGAUGUGCAUGGCCAGCAGUUCCACGCGAGCGGGUCUCAAACACAGUCUCAGCCCACCAAUCAGAUGUUUGGUACGUCGUUACCUGAAGACUACCAACUGGCUCUGGCCCAAGCUGCCUUUAUGCGGUCAGAGUAUGGCCAUUCUUCGCGGGAUACAAACGGACCUUCGCACACGGCAGUUGGCUUCGCGCCCCCACAGCCACACAAUAUGCAUGGCCCACCCUUGGCUCACUUCAACGAACAGCACAACAACGUUGAGGCGGCGCAGCAACACAUGUCAGGCGCAGGAAGAGGCACAAAUGGGGCUUCAGGAUCAGCGCCUGCGGUGUUUGACGCCACGACGACCCACGGCGACACGCUCAACUUUGAUUGGGCUGGGCUCAUGAAUGCUUCGCAACAAGCCGAUCAUGCGGCAGAGAAGAUCGUUGGCAAUCCAGAGGUGCAGAGCGCAUCUUCGCGAAGAUCCAGCCAAGUUAGGACAGAAGCGUCGGGCGCUUCUCACGAACCAAGCCUAGGCGAUCCUUUCGCGUUCAGCGUCAAUGCUUCAUCUGCUCCCCUCAUGCGCAACACUGCAGUGUUCCUGGCUCCUGGAAUGAGCGGCUUGGAUCUGGACCUGCACUUGGCCGACUCUCCCAUGUCGGUGGGAUCCGGCUCGAUCGCCUCCAACCACUCUGCCAUCGGUGGCCACAAUGCUAUGAUGGGGGCUGGGCAAAGCAUCGCUUCACCGGACAUUCUGGGCAACACGCACCUUUGGUAG